CUAUUCUCACACACAUGCACUGCCUACAUUUUCUGCUUUACUCCUGACCAUGUACGCACAUCGUCGCAUUGGACAUGCUAUAAAAUAAAAUUUGGCACUAUAACUAUGGUAUAGACAACAGUAUAAUACCUUUAGUCAAGUGUUGCUUUUUUCGCUGCUAUAUGAUUUGCUUUUAACACCUAUAUAGGUCAAGCUAGCGUAGACUAUUAUAUAUAUAGAGUUCCUCAUAAUUUAUACUGUACGAAAAUGUGCAGUGGGAAAGUUCUCAUAUUGGUUGUCUUUGCAACAUGUUUAAAGCCUUCAUUUGCCCAAGAUUCCUGCUCGGAUGGAGACGUGAGAUUGGUCGAUGGGACCAACACACGUGAGGGUCGUGUGGAGGUGUGCAAUGUUGGAGCAUGGGGCACAGUCUGUGAUGAUUUUUGGAGUAUCAAUGAUGGACAUGUUGUGUGCAUGCAACUUGGACUGGGAAACGCCGCAUCUGUACAUUUACAUGCAUUCUUUGGACAAGGAACUGGACAUAUUCUCCUGGAUAACCUCGUGUGUACUGGCACUGAGGCCACUCUGUUUGAUUGUCCCCACAAUGGAGUGGGUAAUCACAACUGUCUCCAUUCUGAGGAUGCUGGAGUUACCUGUACAGUUCCCAUGGUGAUGAUAUCAAGUCAUCCAACGAACAUGUUGAAUGUCAAUGCUGGUACCGACGUUAGUUUCUCUGUCACUGCUAUGGGAGGAGAGCUGGUUUAUCAAUGGAUGAAAGAUGGAGUGGACAUUGUAAAUACUCAAUUUAAAUACACCGGCACAGACAGUAACUCUCUGACAGUGCUCAGUGUGAAUGAUCCUGAUGAUGAGGGGGCUUACUCUGUAACUGUGGGUAACGCUGCUGUAACUGUCACCUCAAAUAAUGCUACACUUUCGAUAGUUGACUGUACUCCACUGACUGGUCCAACUGGAGGUGCCAUAUCGUACUCUACCGGUGCUCUUAGCAAUGGUAACUACCCGACUGGAACAGUAGCAGACUACAACUGCACUCUGGGAGAGUUGUUCAAUGGAGACGCCACAAGGCAUUGUCUAGCUGGGGGCACUUGGAGUGGAAGUGAACCAUUUUGCUCAGAUGUCUGUCCUGAACUUAGUGUGGAAGGUAGUUUAAUAAACUACUCUCCUGGCGCUAACAUCAAUGGAAACUUUUCCAUUGGGACGUCAGCUUCUUUUGUGUGUACCACUACUGGUGAGGGUUUGAUUGGUGCUUCCAUGAUUACCUGUUUGACUAGACUUGGUGCCACCAAUGGCAUAGGGGCAUGGAGCAGGACACCGUCAUGUGACCCUAUCCAGUGCCCGUCUUUAGCAUCCAUUGAUAAUGCCGUCAUCAGCUACAACCCUGUUGGUACUGAACCCUUUGGGUUUAAUACUGAGGCCACUCACACUUGUGCCAUUGGCUACUACUUGAGCAGUGGGAGUGAUGUGAGGGUGUGUGAGGGAAAUGACUCUAGUACUGCUGGAACUUGGAGUGGUACUGCUCCGGGAUGUUCAGCCAAUCUCCCAGUCAUCACCAGUGAGCCCAGUGAUCUCCUAGUUAGCGAAGGGACAACUGUUCAGUUCUCUGUGACUGCUGAAGGUGCUAACUUGACUUACCAGUGGAUGAAUGGAGCUGGAGAUCUUUCCGACAUGAUAGGGAAUAUAUCGGGAGCUACCACGGCAACCUUGACAAUCGUAAAUGUUGGCUUGUCUGAUGUUGGUGUGUAUUCAGUCCGAGUUAGUAACAGUGCUGGUGACGUUAAUUCAACUAUGCCUAAUCUAAUUAUAGUGGACCUUCCUGUGAUCACUUUGCAGCCGAUGAGUACGGGAGUGGGGGAGGGUGCUAGUGUCACUUUUAAUGUAUCAGCAUCUUCGGGGGAUGGUAUUCUCAACUAUCAGUGGCUAAAGAAUGGGUUUGAGAUGCCAGGAGAAACAUCCUCCACUCUGGUACUCUCUUCUGUCAUGGAUGAUGAUGAGGGAGCUUAUAGUGUCAAUGUCACCAACAGCCUCUUGUCAACCUCAUCCGAUAUUGCUACGCUGACAGUUGGUUGUGCCCUAAACGUCCUCGGAACAAGCCCCUCCUCUCACACUGGACCUGGCUCUGUCUCUGUGCCCAAUGGAGUGAUUUACUACAAUGGUGUUGUACCUGGGUCCAUUGCAUAUCUGUCAUGUGACGAGGGCUACUCUUUAAAUGAAGAUACAGUAAAUCGAACAUGCCUAACGAACGAUACAUGGAGCGAGAUUUCUCAAAGUUGUGUUACACUACCAUCCUCAUUUGCGAGUUCAAUUCUAACUACGGGAGGGUCGAUUGCAUUGUCAAUAGUUCUGACUUUCUUUGUUGCACUGGCACUCGGCAUUCUUAUUGCUUUACUGGCUUUGCUGCUGUUCAAGAAAUCCCAUGUAAAGUCAUUCGAUCCAGCUUCGAAUUCGCAUCAAAUGGAUGCUGUGCAAAAUGAGUACUCUGGUGAUGUGAAGAAGAAUGACUAUGUGGAGCUUGAGCCUAGCUUUCAAGACACAGACACAGCUGUAACUGUUGAAGUGAAUAUCGCGAUGGGUGGUCAUUAAUACAAGCACUUGUAUAUAAUUUUACUUGUGUUGCAUUAACAUAUAUAGCUGAAAUAGCUGAAUAGUUAUAACCAUUAUGAGUGUUUCUAGAGAGUAUAGUCUAACUCUUAAUUUAGUUUUAUAUUCUGUUUAUACAUUAUUAAUAUAAUACACAAACUAAAAUUAAAAUGUGAAGAUAUUUACCAUCCACAACCACUGUAGUAAAUUCUGUUCCUAAUGCA
Halichondria panicea is the source of this 2795-nucleotide messenger RNA. RefSeq names its product CUB and sushi domain-containing protein 3-like. Gene Ontology annotation, cellular component: membrane. NCBI's taxonomy places the organism in Eukaryota, Metazoa, Porifera, Demospongiae, Suberitida, Halichondriidae. The coding region runs from base 247 to 2574 and encodes 775 amino acids. The record is from RefSeq and is a predicted model, not a curated record. The transcript is spliced from 10 exons.